Messenger RNA from Dermatophagoides pteronyssinus (European house dust mite), 3667 nucleotides. RefSeq names its product vacuolar protein sorting 16 (gene Vps16A). Gene Ontology annotation, cellular component: lysosomal membrane; HOPS complex; cytoplasm. Gene Ontology annotation, biological process: intracellular protein transport; endosomal transport; vacuole fusion, non-autophagic. NCBI's taxonomy places the organism in Eukaryota, Metazoa, Arthropoda, Arachnida, Sarcoptiformes, Pyroglyphidae. Gene Ontology annotation, molecular function: actin binding. The record is from RefSeq and is a predicted model, not a curated record.
AUUUUAGCACUGUAUGCAUUUUAUAACUUGUUGAAUAUUUCAUUGUUUCGUUUUUUGAAUUGUCUAGAAUAAAUAUUGUUUUGUUACUACUGCCUUCAAAAUAACCGAUGGCUAACUUGGAAAAAUCAAAAGAUGAAAAUCAAAUCAAAUUAAAACAACGAGAACAUGUCGUCACUGAAGAAAUUUUGUCUACCAUUGACCACAACAAUAAGACAAAUGAUGAUUAUAAAACUGAUAUAAACCAUAACUCAACGAAUGAUAUGAAAAUCAAAUACGAACAAAUUGCUCUGAUUGGUUCCGGGGCCUAUGGAACGGUUUAUAAAGCCGCAGAUCGUCAAAAUGAAGGUCGAUUUGUUGCUUUGAAAAAAAUUCGCAUCCCAACGACUGAAAUCGGUGUACCAGUAAGCAUUGUGCGCGAAAUUUCCGUACUCAAACAGUUACAAUCUUUUGAUCAUCCUAAUGUUGUCAAACUUUUGGACAUUUGUCAUGGUAACAAUUUUGAACUUGAGAAACAAUUUACCCUGUUCUUGGUAUUCGAACACAUCGAACAAGAUCUAUCAUCCUAUUUACAAAGAUGCCCUGCACCUGGUCUUGGUUUAGACAAAAUUAAAGAUCUAAUGUUCCAGAUUAUGACUGGUGUCGAUUUUCUUCAUUCGAAUCGGAUUGUUCAUCGUGAUAUAAAACCGGCCAAUAUAUUAAUCACUAAUCGUGGUCAGGUUAAACUAGCCGAUUUUGGCUUGGCACGAAUCUACAUACAGGCUCAAAGAUUGACAGCUGUGGUUGUUACCCUUUGGUAUCGUGCUCCCGAAGUUCUACUUACUACAACCUAUGGUACCCCAGUUGAUAUUUGGAGCUGUGGCUGCAUAUUUGCUGAGCUUUAUAACAGAAAACCAUUGUUCUGUGGACAAUCAGAGACUGAUCAAUUGUGUAAAAUUUUCGACAUCAUCGGUUCACCUGAUCCUAGCGAAUGGCCCAAUGAUUCAGUACUACCAUUGAGUAAUUUUUCUAAUUUCAAACGACGAAAUCUUGAUAACAUCAUGAAAGAUGUUUGUUCUGAUGGCAGAAAUCUGUUCAAAGUGAGUUUAUUUACUGCCAAUUGGGAUUCAUUAGGUCAACAAGUUUAUAAAAAACAAGAAUUCUGUCAAUUACAAUGGGGUGCAAAAAUUUCCUUAGACGAAUACGAUAUUUUUGCCGCUUCCUAUGGUGGUCCCAUUGCUUUAUUGCGAAAAGAACUUCCUAUGCGAAAAGUCAACUAUAGGUUGAUUGAAAUUUAUACGGCAAUGGGUGAUCAAUUGUCUACUUUGACCAUAAAAGACGUGGAUAUCGUCGAUAUCGGUUGGUCACAUAAAGAAGAUUUGGUCUGUGUUCAUGCUAACGGGUUCAUUUCUUUAUAUGAUCUAUUCGGACAACAUAUCAGUACAUUGACACUGGAACAAGAAAUACGCGAUUCGAAGAUAGUAGAAUGCAAAAUUUUUACAACGAUCAACAGAACCGGUGUGGCCAUAAUGACACAGUCGUUAAGUUUUUAUCUUUAUAAUAAUCUGUAUCAUUUGAAACUGCGACGUCUAGCCGAGAUUCCAUAUCUGAAUGAAAGACCUUUAUGCUGGGAUAUAAUAUCUUUCGAUGCUGACACGAAACUUAUCGUUUCGCAUCACAAAGAAUUGAUUAUUCUUAAAUCACAAGAUCUAAGCUGUACUUCCAUCAAUCCGUUUGAUGGUGAACAAAACAAAGAAACUGUCACCUGUAUUCGUGUUUCUUUCGAUUAUAGCCAAAUUGUUUUAUUUACCGAAACUGGAAAAUUAUAUCUGGCAUCAACUGCCAAUGAUAUAUCCACCUAUUAUAGCAUGUUCGAUACAGAAAGUAAAACUAAACCAAAACAACUGGCAUGGUGUGGUAACGAUGUGGUUGCUGCUCAUUGGGCCAAUCUAUUAUUUCUAGUCGAUAUGGAUCGAAAUUGGCUCAAAUAUCCAACAUAUGGUCAUGUGCAUAUGAUACAAGAGAUUGAUUGUAUUCGAGUCGUUGAUAAUUCAUUUCAAGAAAUAAUUACCAAAGUUGAUCGAGCUGCUGUUGAUAUUUUCAAAAUUGGCUCAGUUUCGAGCGCUUCAAACUUGUUGGAAGCCAGCAAGCUAUUUGAUCAACAGAAUCACAAAGUGGAUGAUUAUAUCCGUUUGAUUCAAGAAAAAAAUGAAAUGGAAAUGGCCGUUGAUAUGUGUCUGGAAACGGCUUGUCAUGAAUUCGAUGUAGCUACACAAAAAAUGUUGCUACGUGCAGCUUCAUUUGGCAAAUGCUUUACAUCGAAUGUGGACAACAAUAAGUUUGUACGAGUUUGCCAAGAAUUGCGAAUAUUGAAUGCAAUACGAAAACCAGACGUUGGUAUACCAUUAACUCAUUGCCAAUUCGAAAAAUUAAAAAUCGAUUCUCUCAUUGAUCGUCUGACCGAAAGACAUUAUUUUUUUCUUGCUUUAAAAUUGGCCGAAUAUUUGAAAAUAGUGCCGGAAGACGGCAGCAUUAAAAUACUGACAAGAUGGGCAUUCUAUAAAAUUCGGCAACAAGAUAUUGAUGAGGAAAAGAUAGCCAAUCAAAUUGCACAAAAAAUUUCUCCAAAUUCUGGUGUAUCGUUUGCUGAAAUAGCAAACAAAGCGAUCGAAUAUGGACGAAAAAAUUUAGCGAUACGAUUACUAGAUUAUGAAUUGAAAGCAACUGAUCAGGUUCCUUUAUUGCUCAAAUUAAAAGAAUAUAGACGAGCAUUGCAACGUGCAAUUGAAAGUGGCAAUACAUAUCUAAUUUAUAUGGUGGUAUUGAGCUUUAAAAAAAUUCAAACUUCGGAACAAUUUUAUCUUGGAUUACGUGAAUAUCCAGUAGCCUAUAGUCUUUAUCAAAAGUAUUGUAAACAAGCUGAUCAAGAUCAGCUACAAAAUAUAUACUUUCAAGAGAAUGAUCUGAUUGCCGAAGGUCUUACCUAUUUAGAACAAUGUUGUCUAACACCGCCAUUGUCAAUGACGGCCAAUGAACGAAAAUCUAAAAUGAGCCUUGUUAGUUCGGCAUUGGAUACAUUUAAAAAAUCUCGAAAUGAUUUCUUAACCACACAUUCAGAGGAAUAUUCUCGUUUAUUGAAAUAUCAAUUGAAAUUGGAGGAUAAAUUUGCAUCAGCAACACCGACUGGACUAAAGUUCUUCGAUCUUUCCUUACAGGAUACGAUGCGAUUAUUAUUACAACGUCGUGAAUAUAAAUUAAGUGAUGAAUUAAGAAAAGAAUUUAAAGUGUCUGAUAAGCGUUAUUAUUAUCUACGUUUGAUUACAUUAGCCGAAAUUGAUGAAUGGUCAGAGAUUGAACGGCUUUCUAAAGCAAAAAAAUCACCAAUUGGUUAUGAGCCAUUUGUUGACGUAUGUAUUCAACGUCAAAAUCGUUAUGAAGCACAAAAAUAUUUGCCGAAAAUUCGUGAUGAAAAUAAGAUUAAAUAUUAUAUAAAAACUGGGAAUCUGGAAGAUGCAGCCAAAUUUGCUUUUGAUAAGAAAGAUAUUGAAGCACUUAAUUUCAUUCAAACAAAAUGUUCAUCAUCAACCGUUGGUAGCCAUCAUCGAAUGUUACAGGAAAAAAUUCGAACAAUGAUUGAUCAAAUCAGCAAAUAAAUGUGAAAAAUAAAAUAAAAAAUUUCGAUAAGAAUUUA